Messenger RNA from Perca flavescens (yellow perch), 3445 nucleotides. RefSeq names its product zinc finger protein 574 (gene znf574). Lineage: Eukaryota; Metazoa; Chordata; Actinopteri; Perciformes; Percidae. Gene Ontology annotation, molecular function: RNA polymerase II transcription regulatory region sequence-specific DNA binding; DNA-binding transcription factor activity, RNA polymerase II-specific. The transcript has 10 exons. The coding region runs from base 92 to 3019 and encodes 975 amino acids. Gene Ontology annotation, cellular component: nucleus. Gene Ontology annotation, biological process: regulation of transcription by RNA polymerase II. The record is from RefSeq and is a predicted model, not a curated record.
CCUACACAGCCAAUCAGAUCGAGUCUUCUAACAUGCAGAAAAAACUGAAGUUGUCGUUCUAUUUCCUCGAUCGUUAACGUCUGAGUGCGCCAUGGAGAGUUCGUCAGUCUACAUGUGCUUCCCUUGCUACCAGGAGUUCAACACCCUGGAAGAGGUGCUCGAGCACCAGUUGACGUGCACAGCUGAAGAUGAACAGACGGAAACACCUGGAACCAACGCUGUCACUAUUCCACUGCUACAGACUCGGCAACAGGUAAUAAAUAUAUCAAAAGCAGCCCCACAGACUCAUGUCCAAGCAGUACACUCCUCCGUGCAACCUGUUGUCAAGCAGGCUGCAGUCAGUGCAAGUGUGACAUCAGACCAGCCCAGAAUCCUCUACCAGUGUGGGGACUGUGAUGAACUUUUCAAGAGCCUGGACCUUUGGCAGCAACACCGUAAAGAAGAGACAUGUCAGCAGUCUGCCUCUGGGAGCAAGCUCCCCGACUCAAAACCUGAGCCAGAGACCGCUUCAGCUCAGAGCUCCCAUACAACUUCAAAUCCAGAUGAAACCACAUGUGAAAUCCUUAAACCCGAACCAGUGGAUAAUCUCAUAGCAGAGGAAGAGAGUCAGCAAGUUGCAGAGACCUCUUCAGCUCAGAGCUAUGAUCCUCCUGUUUCUGAGGUGGCUGCCUCGACCUCGAAUCAAGAGGAUUCGUCUCCCAGGAGGAGAGGGGCAAACAAAAAGCCUAAGCCUGAACCAGUGCUGCUGUGUGUGGACUGUGGCUCAUGCUUUGGCCUAGUGUCUGAACUAGUGGCCCACCGUAAGACACAACAUGGCUUUGAGGAAGCUCUGCACCGCUGCUCUGUGUGUGGGGAAAGCUUUCUAAACACCACACUUUUUCUUUACCACCGCAAGCAACACCGGCAGAAAGGCGAAGAAAAGGUGGUCGUGGAUCCCGAAGAGACAUCAGAGGAGGUUUGUGCUCAGAGCAACAGGACUGAUGAGCAGGGCCAGGACGCCACUCCCUCCACCACUAGUGUCCCCUCCAGUUUCACACAGCCGGAUUUGUUCAUGUGCACCCAGUGUGGGGAGAGCUUCAGCGACGAGGGAGGGCUGGGCACCCAUCGUAUGCAGUACCAUGGCCUGAAAGAGCCACUACAUAGUUGCCCCCAAUGUGACGAGACCUUCAUGAACACCACCCAGUACCUGUACCAUCGCCGGCAGCACCGCUUCACGUCAGGGACAGAGGUGGCGGAUGGAGCUGAAACUGGUGUUGAAAAAGUCACCACUAAACCUCAGGAUACCCCACAGAGCUCAAAGCGGCUGCUUUCCCCGCCUGCCUCUGCUAGUGAAUCAGGUUCACCCCUUCCUAAGAAAAGUAGACCCUCUUUCAGAAUCCUAAGUGGCAUAAGUGCGCUCAAAGGACACAAAGACACCAAAGACGAAUUGGAGGCCAGCACUGCAGCAGACUCGGACAACACCAAUCACCCUCCACCUGCCAAGCUGCUGCAGGACUGGGCACGCACACCACUACCCCAUGUUUGCCCCUACUGUGGCAAAACCUUCACUCGACGCGUCUUCCUCCGCACCCAUGUCUACAGCCACACCGGAGAAAAGCUUUUUACGUGCAAGGUUUGCACAAAGUCCUUCACUAACUCCCAGAGCCUGCUGCGCCACAGCAUGAGCCACACGGACAACAAGCCCUUCAUCUGCGAUGUUUGUUGCAAAAGCUUCUCCCAGGCAGCCACCCUGAAGAGACACCAACGCAUUCACACAUCGACACAGCCUCGGCGCAAGCGUGGACGCAAGCCAGUGUGUACUUUGGACAAUGAGGGAGCGGCUCAUCUCUUCGCUUGUCCUCACUGCCCGUCACGGUUCAACACAGAGGAUCAGCUUGAACAUCACAAACUGCUCCACACCAGCCAUCCAUUCCCAUGUCCUGAAUGUGGAGAGGCCUUUAAACGGAGGAGAGACCUGGACCUGCACUCACUCACUCACCAAGACAAGCAGCCAGCGACGUGUCUUCACUGUUCAUCCCAGUUUGUGAACCAGUCAGUGCUGGAAAUCCACAUGCAGCGUUGCCCUACCUCAGAAGAGGACAAGAACACUGGUCGUGGACGGGGUCAGGGCCGGGGACGUUGCACUGGACAGGUUGAGUGUGACCUAUGCGGCCACCGUUGCAUGACCCAGGAGGGCCUCGACCUCCAUCGGUUGUCCCACACGGGCCAGACACCUCUCAAAUGCCCAGUGAGGCCUUGUCGCCGCCGAUUUACCUCCAACAGUACCCUGGAGGAGCACGUGCUGGCCCAUUUCCAAGGAACGCUCGGCAAGUCCAAAAACCGACCCCGCUUCCGCUGUCAGAUUUGCCACAAGGAAUUUGCCUACAAUUCCACCUUCAAUGUUCACAUGAGGACGCAUACUGAUGAGAGGCCCUUCGAGUGUGUCACAUGUGGCAAACGCUUCCGCCAGCUGCCCCAUCUGCAGGACCACGAGCGCAUACACAGCGGCCUGCGACCUUUCUGCUGCUGGAUUUGCGGCAAGAGUUUCAGCGUGGCCGCCCGGCUCACCGAGCAUGCCCGCACCCACAGUGGGGAGAAGCCCUACCCGUGUCACCACUGCCCUGCUGCCUUCCGCUCUCGCUCCAACCUGGAUAAACACAUCCGGCUACACGGAGACCUGCCUGUGGAGAACGCUGAGCAGGAAGCACAUGCAGCUGAGGCUGCCCAUGUUCAGAAGGUGCUGGAGGGGGCCAAGGUGCUGUCUUCUCUGGCCAACACAGGGGAGAUUGAGUCUGGCUCAGUGCAGACCAUCUAUGUACUGCAGGGGGCCGAAGGAGGUACUGAGACGGUCAUGAUCCCGUCGGAUCAGUUCAGUGGCAUUGACGGCACCUCACAGGUUGUCAUCCUGCCCUCCUCUGUUCUGGGAGCUCAGGGCAUUACUGUUCCCACAAUCACCAUGGAUGGAAAUGAAAUCACCAUGGUGGAGACAAGCCAGUCACCGCAGCAUGCCAUUGAGUUCAUUGUUGAGGAGACUGUGUAAAUGGCAGAUUAAAAACUAUUGCGGAAAGAGCAACACCGUAGAGAGAGAUUAGUUGAGAAUUUCGAUUGUUAAAAAGUUUGCUAAUUGAAGCAUAUGGAGUUAUUACCUAACUAUAUACAUUUUAUUUAUAUAGUUUGAUAGAUUUCGAAGCCAGUUUCAACACAAGUCCUGUAGUAAUACAAUUUUACUUUUCUUGAACAGAAAAUGUAAUAGCAUUGUUCAAAGAGUGUAAAACUAAUAAAUCAAAGGUUCAUAGACAAGUGAAAUUGAAUGUACCUUCAAUUAGUGUUUCAAACUGACUGAAAAACCGAUCGACCCUCAGUUGUUUACGGAUGUGUAUUUACAGCCCCUAUUUAUUAGGGGAAGACAAGCGGGGGCCCAUUAAAUGUCUUCUGUUUUCGUUAUAAUAAAAUGCUUCAGCUUUCA